AAAAAAGAUGACUAAGGAGCAACCACGUUUCCUAAAUGACAUACAAACCUCAACUACUCCAUACCACAUCCAAUCGCGUCGGUUUCUUGUCUUCUUGAUAUCUGAAUAUUUCAGUCAAGAUCCGGGGGCAAGUGUUAAAACAUGGCUUCAGAUGCCAACGGCACUGUAACUUUUACUGAAGUGGACGAGGUCAAUAACCCUACUGCUACCUACAUCUACUGCGGAGCUGGGGAUCAGUCGACGCAUCUUCCUCAUCAUGAUAAGAACGAUAGCAAGACUACAGGGCGACUGGAUGUGAUACACCCCUCCUCCAAGCCCCAGUCAUGGUCUCUGCUCUCUCUCCAAAGCCUCCUGGUCGACGUGUUUCUCCCUGCUGGAUAUCCCCACAGCGUCAGUGAUGAUUAUGUCCCGUAUCAAAUCUUCGACUCGCUUCAAGCGUUCAGUAGUUCUAUUGCUGGCCUCCUAUCUUCAAGAGCAGUACUACAAGGUGUUGGAGUGGGCAAUGCGGAUGCUUCCCCGACAGCUGCCCUUCUGCUCCACAUCCUUCAAGACACAUCUGGCCGAAUUGCAACCAUUCUGUUUGCGCAUAGGGUUGGCACUGCCCUGGAGCCAGAAUGCAAAAUGUACCGCCUUGCAGCCGAUGUAUUCAAUGAUGCUGCAAUGAUUCUGGACUGUCUUUCCCCGAUGGUCCCAGCAGGAUUUGGUCGGGUGACUGUUCUCAGUACAGCAGGUGUGUUACGAGCUCUGUGUGGCGUCGCAGGAGGAAGCUCCAAGGCGAGUUUGAGUGCGCAUUUCUCUCGGUGGGGGAAUCUCGCAGAGGUUAACGCCAAAGACUCCUCACAAGAAACUAUCAUCUCCCUUAUUGGAAUGCUGGUUGGAUCAUUUGUCGUGUCUCACGUUACGAGCUAUACCGCAACCUGGAUCUCUCUAUUGAUGCUUCUUACCAUGCAUCUGAGUCUCAACUACGCUGCUGUCCGCUCCGUGCAAAUGACCAGUCUGAACAGACAACGAGCAAACAUCGUCUUCUCAACGCUGCUCGAGUCCGACACGGACCUCGACAUUGCGAACUUCCAUCCCACCGAUCGAGCUCACCCAACCCCCAAGCAUAACAGAGCAACACAAUGGCAGAUACCAACCCCAGCCCAAGUCUCCAAGCAAGAGAGGGUCUUCGAGACGGAUGGCAUUCUAAGAUGGUUCUCUGCCCUAUCAACGCAACAUAGGGUAGGCACCUGUCGUAUCGGAGUCUCACUGGAGCAAUUCCUCGCGCCGUCUGCGACACGCACGGGAUCCGGUUCCCUCAAAACAUCAACGCCCAUGUCCCACCUUUCCUCCCUCUUCAGUUCAGAAGACUAUCUGUUGUUCCUGCACCGUAACCGCCACUCCUGGGACGCAAGAAUCCUCCUGAAAACGAGUAGCACGACCCACUCGCAGCUCAAAGCCUGGAUGCACGCGUUACUGGCUGCACGAGUGCUAUGCUCAUCUGCGGAGAAGAAGCGGACGCAAGACAGCACGGAGGUAGAGUAUAUCACGUACACAAUCUCCGAGACAUUGACAUUCCUAAACGAGAAGUCUCGUAUGGAUCAGUACAUGUCGGCUCUAACACAGGCAGGAUGGGAUCUGGACGUUGCUGCAUUGGAAACAAGGUCUGGACGGCGGGUUGCUUGUGAGACUUGACUAUGACACAAGAGCCGGUAGAAAUAUAUACUCCAUCCUUCUUUCUCCAUAUACCAAUUCCCAACAUGACACAAAACCAUAGUCCAUGUACGAGCUAGCCAGGACGCAAAGAACAGACCACAGAAGACGAUAUGUCUAAA
Aspergillus pseudonomiae is the source of this 1814-nucleotide messenger RNA. Its product is annotated as RUS1 family protein. Lineage: Eukaryota; Fungi; Ascomycota; Eurotiomycetes; Eurotiales; Aspergillaceae. Bases 142 to 1674 code for a protein of 510 amino acids. The record is from RefSeq and is a predicted model, not a curated record. The transcript has 7 exons.